GGGCGCGACACCGACACUGCCGCCGCCGCCAUGCGCCGCUGAGGCGGGCGCUGGCCGGGCCUCGCCAUGGGGGCGCCGCCGCCCAACGGCAGCCUCGGCCCCACCGAGAGCCCCCUGCGGCCCGGCGGCGGGGCAGCGGCGGGGCCGGGCGAGCGCGGCUGCGAGAACGGGGCCCUCAUGGACAGCUUCGGCAUCUUCCUGCAGGGGCUCCUGGGCGUCGUGGCCUUCAGCACCCUCAUGCUAAAACGCUUCAGAGAACCAAAGCAUGAAAGACGUCCUUGGAGAAUAUGGUUUUUAGAUACUUCCAAGCAAGCCAUAGGGAUGUUGUUCAUCCACUUUGCAAACGUCUAUUUAUCAGACCUUACAGAAGAAGACCCUUGUUCACUGUACCUUAUCAACUUCUUGUUAGAUGCCACAUUAGGGAUGCUGUUAAUCUACAUUGGUAUACGUGCAGUCAGCAGCAUUGUGGAAUGGCAGCAGUGGGAGUCCCUUCGCUUUGGUGAAUAUGGUGACCCACUGCAGUGCAGUGCCUGGGUGGGGCAGUGUGCUCUGUACAUCAUGAUUAUGACGUUUGAGAAAACCAUCAUCAUUAUAGUGCUUCUGAUACCUCAAUGGAAGGAGGUAGCUUUAUUGAAUCCUAUAGAGAACCCCCAGUUGGAGUUGGCUAUCGUCAUGUUGAUAGUUCCCUUCUUUGUUAAUGCAUUAAUGUUCUGGGUAGUAGAUAAUUUUCUUAUGAAGAAAGGGAAGACAAAAGCUAAACUUGAAGAAAAGGAAGCAGGACAAGAUUCAAGAAAUGGAAGUAAAGUCCGAUAUAGGAGAGCAGCAUCACAUGAAGAGUCAGAGUCAGAAAUCCUCAUUUCAGCAGACGAUGAGAUGGAGGAAUCAGACGCUGAAGAGGACUUGCGUAGACUGACCAACUUGAAGUCCAUUAAGAAAAAGAAGCAUCGUUUUGGUCUGCCUGGCCUGCCAUCCAGGACCUUGAUCUGAUUGGAGGAGCUGUGCUACAGUAUUGUGAAUAAUUCUGUCCCAUACUUGAUUUUGUUGAAAAAGCAAUCUUCUGUUUAAUGUGCUUAAAAAUGGGUUUCUUCUGUUUAAUUUCCUUUAAGUCUGAUUAUUCUUUAGUAUUUUUAAAAAAGAGAGGUAUAAUACAGUCACUACAGAAUUUCUGCAGUUUUCAGUGUCUGUCUUCUAAUAAUUGUCAACAUGUGCUGCUUUAAAACCCUGCAGACAUGUUUUCAGUUACAUCCUUUUGCUUUGCGAAUUUUCUAAAUGAUUGUUUCUGACAGCUUUCCUUACGUAGCUAAACCUUGUACAGGACAAGGCGGUGUGUCGAAGAGGUGACAACAGAAAUAAAUUGCAGAUCUGUUUUACAAUCUAGACAUCAGAAAUGUUCCAAGCCUUAAACCAAACAGUUUCAUCAGAAAACUGCUCAGAACUUUUUAAGAUUUUUUACAUUUUUAUAGAUUUACUAGGUCUUAAUGUGAUUUAUUAUCCAGGCCACUUAAAUGGGGUUCUUGGGCCUUAGUAAAUACUGAACUGUGCGCUCCCUUACUUCUUUUCACUAUUCCAGCAUUCCUUUUCACCGCUUGGCUGCUGAGGUGAACACAGUGUUCUGAGACUUCAGGUACACUUCGGCAGAUCCGGCUGACUAAAAGGGACAUUUUACCAAACCUAACGUUUGCAAGUUUAGUUGAGCCACUGACCUCUGUUACUGUGCACUGAAAUGUAAUAACUGCAAUAAGUUUAAAUACUAGUGUUUCUUUUAGACUAAAUCUAGAAACUAAUGACAAUGGAAGCUUAAUUGAGUUAUUCUGAAGUGGGGGUAGGGGGCUGGGGAAAUGUCUCUAAUCGGUGUUGCCUCUGUUUUAGUUUUGUUGGUUUUUUUUCAUUGAUUGUGUGACUAGCAUCUUCUCUUGAUUGUUGACUGUUGGGCAGGCUCAUAUCUCCAAAAGCACAGUAUUUAAAGGAAUUCAUUUUCAUCAACAGGAUAGUCUCAUACAGCUCACUGUUCCAAAGGAAUUUAAGAGCUAGAGCUGGCUCUUGUUGCAAAUGUCAGUGUUUAUUUUUUAGCAUAGGAUUUGUUCUAUUUCAGAUAGUGAAAUAAAAGUAUUUAACAUGUGCUACAUACCACUGCACAGUCAUUGCUAUCCUCGUCAACUGAGCAGCGCACACAAAUUUAACUGUACAAGCUUUCAUUUUAUCUUCCUUUUCCCUCCUCUUCUAUAAUUACUUAAAUUAUCGAAAUGAUUUCUAUUUCUAGUCUCAUGUUUAGUCUGUGAAAUGUCAGUAUAAAAUUAUGGCCUUAAUCAUGUAAAAUAUUUGUUUUGAGCAGACCUCAAACUUACUGACCAAGUACAAAACAGUAUAAAGCACUAUGGAGCAGUUUCUUGAAGGUGGUUAUAGCAAAGGUAUACAAAUACCUAUUUUUUUUUCUGUCUUAAGUGCUUAAAUGUCACUUGGUUCGAGAUUUUGGUAUGCCUAGCAAGAUGACAUAGUAAAGCACUACGAGCCAAAGAGACAGAAGUCAAAUAUUUUAAAUACCACAGUAGUAAAAGGACUAUAUCUUCAGAGGGAAAAAACAAUUCUAACUUUCUCUACUAAAGUAUACAAAAUUUAUUCCCAACCUUAGCCAAAUAACAAAACUGUUUUUUUUUCAUUUUCUGUUAUCAUAUGGAAGAGAAAUGGAAAAUGUAAAAUUGGCAAUUUCCCUCUUUGUAAGGUAAGAAUUGGAAUUCUCGCAGUAAAUACAAGAUUACAUGCUCUUGUCAGAAGAGCUUGUGUGUGUGUGUGAGAAGGAAGUAUGUACCUAGUGCUUCACUAUGUCUUACUGCUCAUUGAAAUGUAGUGGCACUGCAGGCUGAAAUAAAUUUUUCAUCAAGAGUUGAUCCAGUAAUAAUAAUAUUGCGGCCCAACAACAUUUGCAUUUAUGCUCAGAUUGGUGCUCUGAGUUAAUGCCUGGUAAAGGGACUUCAGGACAACUCAUAGCAAAGGUUUACUUCAGGCUGUGCUUAAAAAAUGUGAUUGUUUAAUGAAAAUAAGCUAUGUAGUAUAUGCCAAAGUAAGAGAAAGGGAUUGUAACUUACCGAAGAAAUACAGAAGCACUGGUGCAAAUGGAGUUUACCACGAAUGGUCAACCUAAAUGUAUUAACUGUGUCUGGUAUCUGACCUGUGACACAUUUGCAUAAAUUUAAAACACUGGUGUCGUCUAAUACGUGGUUUUCAAGUUCUGGCUUUGAUAUGUUCAGGUCCCCUUGUCUUACUUUAAGUAGGUAAAUGCUGUAUAUUAAUGUUGCUAACUAAAAUGUACUAUAGCUUUUCUUCAGGGAAAACUCAGAAAAUGAGUUGCAAAUUAGAGCAAUGCAAAGUGAUCCCCUCCAACAGAUUCCAGCUGCACCUGGGGAGGGAGGAGCGGGCUCGCAGCUCUGCUGAGAGCUGAGCAUCACAAGGAAUUUCUGCCACUGUGCUUGACUAACCCAUGUUUGCAACUUUGCUGUGCUUUUUGCAGGAGAAACCAGUAAUGAAAGAGCCACAUCAAGUCAGAGUAGAUCUACAGCAUAGGCGUGCAAACUUUUUUUAUGUAUUUAAAGUUUCCAGUUCAAUUACUGAAAAUGACUACUAUGGUUUUACAAAGUAAAACUGCAGUAUCUUUAAAAAAGGGACUCUUUUGUAGGUGUUUCUGUCUUUGCGUGGGUAUCUGUCUCAAACUGAAUGUUGGGUUUGUUUGUAAGUAAAUUCAGAGUAGAGCCUGUGUGAGCAAAACCAACGAGCUGUAUUCUGCUGCCCUCUGUUUGGACCAUAUUGUUUAAUCAGUAGUGUUACCGUAAACUUCUAAGGGUAUCUGAUGUAAUUACAUUGUAUAAUGGUUUACAAUAAAGUUUGACUUAUUACAGAUUUGUA
Messenger RNA from Cygnus atratus (black swan), 3897 nucleotides. Its product is annotated as musculoskeletal embryonic nuclear protein 1. NCBI's taxonomy places the organism in Eukaryota, Metazoa, Chordata, Aves, Anseriformes, Anatidae. The record is from RefSeq and is a predicted model, not a curated record. Gene Ontology annotation, biological process: chondrocyte proliferation; chondrocyte differentiation; activation of store-operated calcium channel activity. The coding region runs from base 67 to 987 and encodes 306 amino acids. Gene Ontology annotation, molecular function: calcium channel regulator activity. Gene Ontology annotation, cellular component: cortical endoplasmic reticulum; nucleus; membrane. The transcript has 9 exons.